Molecule: messenger RNA, 1731 nt
Organism: Penicilliopsis zonata CBS 506.65
Lineage: Eukaryota; Fungi; Ascomycota; Eurotiomycetes; Eurotiales; Aspergillaceae
Exons: 4
Coding region: 1-1731 (576 amino acids)
Source: RefSeq, a predicted model, not a curated record
AUGGAUCGCGUAUUCACACCUUUUGCCAGCCGACGAAGCGUUGUGCAUAGUCUCAAUGGUAUCGUUGCUUGUACUCAACCUCUCGCGGCUGUUGCUGGACAGAAUAUCCUCAGACAAGGAGGGAACGCUGCAGACGCCGCAGUAGCCAUAGCCGCCUGCCUUAAUGUCACGGAGCCAUGGUCCACCGGGAUUGGAGGAGACAUGUUCUGUCUGUUUUAUAACGGCAAGACGAAGAAGAUCCAGGCGCUGAAUGGAUCCGGACGCGCCCCUGCAAGCAUCACCCUGGAAGAAGUACGACGGAAGUUGAACCUGUCCGAGACCGAGGAGGGGAGUAUCCCGUUGACGAGCGUGUUUGCCGUCACCACUCCCGGGGCAGCGGCCGGGUGGGUAGAUACAGUCGAGAAAUUUGGCAGUGGGAAGCUUUCUUUGAGACAGAUCUUGGAUCCUGCUAUUGUGCUAGCUGAGAAGGGGUUUCCAGCCUCGGAAAUAUCUUCACACUACUGGCGAGCCAACGAAGGCUUCCUGCGUAAAGCAUCGCCGAAUUUCCGAGAAAUGCUCAAAGAAGACGUUGCGGCAGAGGAGGGCGUCAGAGCCCCGCUGCCAGGGGAGAUCAUGAGGAUCCCAACUCUCGCCAACACGUUCCGCCGCCUGGCCAGCCAUGGAAAGAAAGGAUUCUACGAUGGCCCCGUGGCCGAGGCAACUGCCCAGAUCAUGCACGAGCUCGGGGGCUAUCUCACCCUGGAGGAUCUGCAAUACCACGCCGCAAAGGGCAGCCAGGAGGGAAGCCCGAUAUCCCUGCGAUUCACCACCGCCAGCCACAGCGUCGAUGUAUGGGAACAUGCCCCAAACGGCCAGGGGAUCAUCGCCCUGAUGACGCUAGGCAUCAUCCAACAACUGCAGGAAUCAGGCCAGAUCCCACCGUUGACCGAGACCACCUUCCCACACAACUCAGCAGAGUACCUGCACCUCCUCAUCGAGAGUCUCCGGAUCGCCUUUGCAGAUGGAACGUGGUGGAUUGCCGACCCAGACCACUCGCCAACCCCGGACCUCCUGUCGUCGUCGUACCUUGCCUCGCGGGCCAACCUAUUUGACCCUUUCCAUGCCUCCCCGAUCAUCCACCACGGCAACCGUAGCCCAGCCCUCAACUCCUGCGACACAGUAUACUUUGCCGUCACUGAUGCGGCGGGCAACGCCAUCUCCUUUAUCAACAGUACCUACCACGGGUUCGGCAGCGCCAUCAUCCCUCCAAACUGCGGGUUCACCAUCCAAAGCCGCGGGGCCAAUUUCUCCCUGACACGCGGGCAUCCGAACGUCCUCGCCCCGCGAAAGCGACCAUACCACACUAUCAUCCCCGCCAUGACGACACACGCACAAGACGGAUCCCUCCAUUCCGUGUUCGGGGUCAUGGGCGCCUUCAUGCAACCACAGGGCCACGUGCAGGUGCUACUCAACCAGCUCGUCUUCGGUAUGAAUCCCCAGGUUGCACUUGAUGCACCUCGGAUCUGUGUAGGUGUGGGUUCUUCUUCUUCAGAAGCCACCCAGGUAUAUAUCGAGGAAGGAAUCGCUCAGGAGACAAUCGACGGCUUGGUACAAAGGGGGCAUAAUAUCACUGUUCUGACCGGGUGGGAUCGUGAUAUCUUUGGACGGGGGCAGAUCAUUCGUCGGCAGGGAGACGUACAUAGUGCUGGGAGUGAUGGGAGGGGAGAUGGUAUGGCUGUUCCUGUAGACUAG